Molecule: messenger RNA, 2025 nt
Organism: Acanthopagrus latus (yellowfin seabream)
Lineage: Eukaryota; Metazoa; Chordata; Actinopteri; Spariformes; Sparidae
Gene: nemp1
Product: nuclear envelope integral membrane protein 1
Exons: 9
Coding region: 46-1335 (429 amino acids)
Cellular component (GO): nuclear envelope
Source: RefSeq, a predicted model, not a curated record
AAGGGGCGGGACAAAACAAUAGAGGAGGGAUAUGGUGCUAUCAUCAUGGCGGGAUGCAUGAAAAUUAUAAACGGUUUCAUUUCUGAAAGUGCCAAAUUAAUGUUUUUUAUGGUGCUUUUGACCAGUUUACUUCAAACCUCACAACAAGCUACGGGUAACAAACCUUCAGUAAUUGAUCUCGAGGAUGGAGAGACCUAUCUCGUGUCAGGGUCCAACAGGUUCUGUUAUAAAAACUCUGUAGCACCCACCUGGAGGCAGACAUGGACAAGAAUUCAGGUCAAAGUGUGGAGCUCAAAUGUGUUUAAGACUGUAAUUGUGGAAGGUGAGGAGGAGCUGCAGGAGCUGGACCGCUUCACUUUCUGGGGCUGGUUCCAGAGCUUGUUACGCGAGCGGCACAAUGAAACCUCUAUUAACAUCAGUCUGUUCAGCAAGAAGACGUGCUUCAAAAUCGAGCCUGCUGACAAAACUACGUACACUGUCAAGCCACUUCGAAAGUUUGAUUUCUAUUUGUUUUUGGUCUUCCUGGCCGGAAUGAUGUUGUUCAUCUUUGCAGACUCACUCAGCAGGAGUCAAGUCUUCUUCUACUCUGCUGGUAUGAGCACCGGCAUGAUCGCCUCUCUCAUCAUCCUCUUUUUCAUUUUAGCACGCUUUUUGCCAAAAAAAAGCCCUUUUUAUGUGUUGAUUGCUGGCGGCUGGUCAUUUUCUAUUUACGCCAUCCAGCUUGUCUGCAGGAACCUCAACGUAAUUCUGCGAGAACACUGGAAUGUGGCAUUAGGUUAUGUAGCAGUUGUGGGAUUCAUCAGUUUUGCUGUGUGUUACCGUUACGGUCCUCUUGUGGAUGAGAAGAGCAUCAACAUCUUGUCGUGGACGCUGCAGCUGUUUGGGCUGCUUCUGGUUUAUUUGGGGAUUCAAAUUCAGCAAGUUGCCUUCGCCAUCAUCGUGGCAGCGCUGUUCUCCAAAAACCUGGAGUAUCCAGUCUUACUGGUAGUUGCUGCAUGGAGGAAAAUGAGACGAUUUUUUAACUGGAAACUGGAGCCACGUCGCCUGUUGACUGAGGAGGAAUAUCAGAAGGAGGGAGAGGAAGAGACUCGGCGUGCACUGGAGGAGCUCAGGAAGCACUGUAACAGCCCAGAAUUCAGCCCAUGGAAGGCGGUGUCCAGGCUUCAGUCUCCGAAAAGAUUUGCAGAUUUCAUUGAAGGGUCCCCUCACUUGAUGCCAAAUGAGGUGUCUGUCCACGUGCAGGAAUAUGGCUUUGGAGGAUCUUUUUUUGAGGAUGAAUUUUUUGACACAGACGACGAGGAAGACGAGAUCAAGCCUAUGAUGAAACCAGAGUGAGACAGCACAGUAUUGGAGACAUAUGGAAAUGGAAACAGUUGUUAUUUCCUUUCAGAGAGGUGAGCAGAGAACAGCUCUCAGUGGCUCCUGUGCAAAGUUCCAGACUGACUUUUCAGAGGAGGGAUUAAGAAAAGCCUGGAUUGUCAUUUCAGCCUCAAGAGCCACAUUGCGUCUUGGCUUUCAGGGCAAAAAAACAAUCACAAGCAGAACAGUUUGGUCCGAUCUGUUACCAGCAGAAAAAUGCAUUGUGUAAAGAAUGUGCACUAAAGCCAGAUCUCUUCUUUUUUGGGGAACAAAGGCUUCUGUUAAAAUUGUGUUUCAGUGACUGAGACCAGGAAGUUAAAGCUUUUGAACUUGUGUGAUUGAUGGUAGUUUGUGUUGUCUUUAGUCAUAUCUUGGAGGAGGUUUUAUGUUUUAAUUUUCAAAAACAUGUUGCGUUCACAGCCUCAAGGCUCUAAAUGCGAUCACUGAGAUCUAAGGGGAGCAUCCAGACGGCGUGUGUAGUACACCAUGCGUUAACCUUAAGUCUCGCCUCUGAAUGGCAGCGUGAUGGGGUGGUUAGUAUUCUAGCUUUCUGCUCGGGGAGAAAAGUUCAUUCAAGUUUGUAUUUCACUGUUUUCAUUUUAAUGGACAUACGUCAGUGGAAGUGUCUGAAGGUAUUUUGAAUAAAAAAAUAUGUUUGAGCUCUGA